GCCCAAGCGCCAUCAUCCUCCUCCUUUUCGUCGUCGUCCUGCAAUCUCUCCGGUGUUGCUCUCCAGGCGCAUCCUCCUCCCUGCCGCCCCCCAGACUACAAGCUGCUGCACUCGCGGACACAACAGCAGAGAGGGAGAGAGAGGAGACAUUUCCAUUUAAUUGUCGUCAUUAUUGUACAUAUUUAGGGUGAUUGGGGGGGCGGCUCGCGCGAUGGCUAAACACCGCAAAGACAGAGACAGCUGGGGUGAGUGGUCCCUGGGCGAUAAGAAUGUGUACGAUUGGAGCUCGGAGGACGAAGACUCGGACGGGCGGGCGCGGCCCAUCCAGGUGCUGCUGGUGAAGGACGAUCAUACCUUUGAGCUGGACGAGGUGGCGCUGAGUCGCAUCCUGCUGGCCGAGGAGGUGCGCGACCGCGAGGUGGUGGCCAUCUCGGUGGCGGGGGCCUUCCGCAAGGGCAAAUCCUUCCUCAUGGACUUCAUGCUGCGCUACAUGUACAACCACGGGUCUGACGACUGGCUGGGCCAGGCCGACGAGCCCCUGACCGGCUUCUCCUGGAGGGGCGGCUCGGAGCGGGAGACUACCGGCAUUCAGAUAUGGAGUGAGGUCUUCCUGGUGGACCGGCCUGACGGGACCAAGGUUGCAGUUCUGCUGAUGGACACACAGGGCACCUUUGACAGCCAGUCCACGCUGCGCGACUCAGCCACCGUGUUCGCUCUGAGCACCAUGAUCAGCUCCAUGCAGGUUUACAACAUCUCCCAGAACGUCCAAGAAGAUGACCUUCAGCAUUUGCAGCUAUUCACAGAGUAUGGCCGACUUGCAAUGGAGGAGACCUUCCUUAAACCGUUUCAGUCCAUGAUUUUCCUCAUCCGAGACUGGAGCUUCCCGUAUGAGUUUCCAUACGGGCAGGAGGGCGGCAUGAAAUUCCUGGAAAAGAGGCUCAAGAUCUCGGAGAACCAGCACGAGGAGCUGCAGAACGUGCGCAAACACAUCCACUCGUGCUUCACCAACAUCUCCAGCUUCUUGAUGCCUCACCCCGGCCUUAAGGUGGCCACCAAUCCGCACUUUGAUGGACGGAUCAAAGAGAUCGACGGCGAGUUCAUCAGCAACUUGAAGAUUCUGGUGCCCUGGCUCCUGAGUCCUGGCAACAUUGACGUGAAGGAAAUCAAUGGCAGUAAGAUCACCUGCAGAGGCCUGCUCGAGUACUUCAAGGCUUACAUCAAGAUUUACCAGGGAGAGGAGCUGCCUCAUCCCAAAUCCAUGCUCCAGGCCACGGCGGAGGCCAACAACCUGGCGGCGGUGGCUGCGGCCAAGGAUCUGUACAACAAGAAAAUGGAAGAGGUGUGCGGCGGCGACCGCCCGUUCCUGGCGCCCAGUGAGCUGCAGGCGCGCCACGCCGUCAUCCGCGAGGAGGCUCUGGCGCUGUUCCGCGGCGUGAAGAAGAUGGGCGGCGAGGAAUUCAGUCGGCGUUACCUGCAACAGCUGGCGGGCGAGGUGGACCAGAUCUUCGUCCAGUACAUCAAGCACAAUGACUCCAAAAACAUUUUCCAUGCCGCCCGCACGCCGGCCACCCUCUUUGUGGUCAUCUUCGUCAUGUACGUGGCGGCGGGUGUGACGGGCUUCGUGGGUGUGGACGUCAUCGCCAGCUUGUGCAACAUGAUCCUGGGUCUGGCCCUCAUCACGCUCUGCACCUGGGCCUACAUACGCUACUCGGGGGAGUACAGAGAGCUGGGGGCCGUCAUCGACCAAGUGGCCGGGGCGCUUUGGGAUCAGGUUGGUCACAACGGGAGCACGAAUGAGGCGCUCCACAAGCUGUACAACGUAGCGGCCAAUCACAGGCACCUGUACCAGCACGCCUUCCCUGGCCAUCAGGCAGACGACGUUGGGACGGCGGCGGCAGCGGCGGCGGGCGAGGAGCGCGACAAGAAGCGGGACUGACCGUCUUCUUUUA
Molecule: messenger RNA, 1949 nt
Organism: Hippocampus zosterae (dwarf seahorse)
Lineage: Eukaryota; Metazoa; Chordata; Actinopteri; Syngnathiformes; Syngnathidae
Gene: atl1
Product: atlastin GTPase 1
Exons: 14
Coding region: 212-1936 (574 amino acids)
Biological process (GO): protein homooligomerization; endoplasmic reticulum organization
Molecular function (GO): GTP binding; GTPase activity
Source: RefSeq, a predicted model, not a curated record